CUGCAGCCGUGAGGAUCUGUGCCGUCGGGAAAAACUUUGGAGAAUCUUUGCAUCUUGGAUCAGCAGUUUGACCAACAUGGCGACCAGAGCUGAAUCUCAACUGAAACAAGAGAAAGUAGAGAGUGGAGGUGGAAAGCAGGAUUCUCCGCGUACCCACAAGUGCGGCGAGUGUGGCAAGGAGUUUCGCUACCUGAGUGAGUUGAAGCGACACUUGCUAACUCAUACAGGAGAGAAAGCUUACCGGUGUGACGAAUGUAACAAAGGCUUUAGUCUGCUGAGUAAUCUAAAGAGACACAUGCGGACUCACACAGGUGAGCAACCGUACAGGUGUGAGGAUUGUAACAAAACCUACAGUCGGCUGAGUCAUCUGAAGACUCAUAUGCAGACUCACACAGGUGAGAAGUCGUACAGAUGCGAGACAUGUGGAAGGCAGUUCAGCAGGCUGGGUAGUCUGAGAAGACACAUGCGGACUCACACAGGCGAAAAACCGUACAAAUGCGGGGAGUGCAGCAGGCAGUUCAGCGAGCUGGGUCAUCUGAAGAGACACUUGCGGACCCACACGGGCGAGAAACCGCACAGGUGUGAGGAGUGCGGUAAGCAGUUCAGUCAGCUAGGGCAUCUAAAGGAGCACGUGCGGACUCACACUGGUGAAAAACCAUACAGUUGUGAAGAGUGUAGCAGACAGUUCAGUGGCCUGGUGAAUCUGAAGAGACACAUGCGGACUCACACAGGGGAGAAACCGUACAGAUGUGAGAAGUGCAGCCGGUCGUUUAGUACAUUGUCAGAUCUAAAGAGACACGUGCGGACUCACACAGGUGAGAAACCGUACAGAUGUGAGGAGUGCAGCAGGCAGUUCACCACAAGCAGCAGUUUAAAGAGACACGUCGUGCGAACUCACAGAGCGCAGAAACCGUACAUGUCUUAAAAAGGCAACAAAAGCUUUCGUAAGAGUGCCAACUGAAACACUCCGGCGAAAGACUGUCAGUGUCUUUGUAACGGUUACUGAGUGGCGAUGCUUUAAAUGUCCUGACUGUUUGAUCUCAUUGCAGUAGUGUACUCUCUACAUCAUCGGACUCCACUGUAAAGUUAACAGAAGUGGUGGUUUUAUAUUACGAUUGAUGGAUGCUCCGUAGCCUGUUGAUUAGAGCUAGAGGCCCUGUGUAAAAUGACAGUGUAGUGUUAGGCAAUAGUUGCAUGGUAGGACAUCGUUUAUUUAACGUCAAAGUGUCAUCGUCCGUCUGUUAUAUAACUUAGUCAAUUACAUGUACUUUUCUCUGUUUUAGUUUCUGUAAAUGCACUAGAUCUUUAGCGUUUGGUUACAGUUGGAGCAUGUUAGUUAUUAAUGCAUGAAAAUGUAAUUUGUUACUUUGACAGCAGUUCUGUAAGCUAGAUGAGUUAGAGUGUAGCUGUUUGUCAACUUUUUGCAUCUCAGUUUCAACAAUAAAGCGCGUUAGGUACCUUA
This is a messenger RNA of Branchiostoma belcheri (Belcher's lancelet), 1462 nucleotides long. Its product is annotated as zinc finger protein 436-like. Gene Ontology annotation, molecular function: DNA-binding transcription factor activity, RNA polymerase II-specific; RNA polymerase II transcription regulatory region sequence-specific DNA binding. The record is from RefSeq and is a predicted model, not a curated record. The transcript is spliced from 3 exons. Gene Ontology annotation, cellular component: nucleus. Bases 77 to 925 code for a protein of 282 amino acids. Lineage: Eukaryota; Metazoa; Chordata; Leptocardii; Amphioxiformes; Branchiostomatidae. Gene Ontology annotation, biological process: regulation of transcription by RNA polymerase II.